This is a messenger RNA of Oncorhynchus masou masou (cherry salmon), 972 nucleotides long. RefSeq names its product receptor activity-modifying protein 1-like. The record is from RefSeq and is a predicted model, not a curated record. The transcript is spliced from 4 exons. The coding region runs from base 346 to 837 and encodes 163 amino acids. Gene Ontology annotation, molecular function: coreceptor activity. Lineage: Eukaryota; Metazoa; Chordata; Actinopteri; Salmoniformes; Salmonidae. Gene Ontology annotation, cellular component: signaling receptor complex; cell surface; membrane. Gene Ontology annotation, biological process: calcium ion transport; intracellular protein transport; cellular response to hormone stimulus.
GUUGCCCCUAGACGCUGGUCUUGGGUCAGCUUUGCAUUUCCCCUGCUAAUGGUUAAGGUUGGGAUUGAGGAAGGGGAAGCUUAUCAUGGAUCUUUACCUAGGGGAAAUGCCACCCCAAAGUCGGUGUCCAUCGAGCCAUGAAAUCAACAUCAACAGAACAGUAGGAUGUUUCGUCAGCACUUUUCUGUGAACAAUGGCUGGAAAAACAUGGGUGGGCUUAGGUCUCGCUCUUUAACCCACUCCUGUUCACUUCGGAGGAGAACAGCGUAUUGACACUCUUGGCUGCUACUCACUGGUCCUUGAGUUUAAUUUGGCUCCGGGGCUCUCCAGUGUCCUCUCUCCACCAUGAUCUUCCUACUGCUUUUCCCUGUCCUCGUCUUAGGUGAAAUUCAAUUACAAAGCAAUGUCUCAUCCAAUGUAACAUUUGAAGAUAACGAAAGUUUUCAGGAUCAGGAGUAUUUCCAUGUUUUUCGCCACUGCAAUGAGAGCCUCCUAGAACACGUCAGCUACAUCAUGUGCUGGAAUCAGUUUCACUCUGAAAUGAACGACAUUAACAAGGAACUCUGGUGUGAAUGGGACCAAGUCAUCAGACCAUACAAUGAGCUGACCAAAUGUAUCGAGAGCUGGACCACCUACUUAGGAUGUUACUUCCCGAACCAAGUGGUGCAAGACUUCUUCAUCCAGAUCCAUUCCAGCUUCUUCCAGGCAUGUCCGGAGGAGGAGCAGUUAUUUCCUGACGCCCCUUCCGGUGUUGUGCUUACCCUUACCCUCAUUCCAGUCAGUCUCAUCCCCGUCUUGGUUUUCCUAGUGGUCUGGAAGAGCAAGAUCUGCGACUAAGUUGGAAAUGUUGAAUAUGUGCUGUUUGAAUGUGUCUUAGGUCCCUUCCUGAAACAACCCCUAUCUAAAAUGUCCUCUUAAGUAUUUUCUUAUAAUGUGUUUAUUUUUAAAAUAUGAUUAUUGUAUGUAUAUUAA